Phoenix dactylifera (date palm) is the source of this 1615-nucleotide messenger RNA. Lineage: Eukaryota; Viridiplantae; Streptophyta; Magnoliopsida; Arecales; Arecaceae. The record is from RefSeq and is a predicted model, not a curated record.
CCGGAAAGCCAAGAACGAUGCCGAUGGGAGCAAAGCACGGCCUUUUAUCUUAGCUAUCCAUUCCUAUAACAAACCCUCUAGCAGCGUGCAGCGUCCCCUCCUUAAUAUCUUCUCCAAUUCGAUUCAAUGUUAUCCGUACUUGUGCCUUCAAGGUAGAAGAAGAAUGGGCUUUGCGAUCAGAGAUCACGACUCCAAACUUGUCGUAGUUGGAGGAUGAUGCAUAUUCGACGUGGCUAUCAUGGGAGCAGAGCUAAGAACUGCGUGGAAGAGCAUCACCUAUACAAUGCUUAUUCUGGAUGAAAUGGUGGAUUUUGUCUGCAAUCUCUGCUCUCACUUGUGCUGCUGCCGCGCCGUCUCAGAGCCCGAAACACAGAACCCGGCGAGCGGCGGAGAGAUGGACGGCGGCGGCGGCGGAGGGGAAGGGAUCACCCAUCGGACGGUGGCGGUGAACGGGAUUAACAUGCACGUGGCGGAGAAGGGGGAGGGGCCGGUGGUGCUCCUGGUCCACGGCUUUCCGGAGCUCUGGUACACGUGGCGCCACCAGAUCCAUGGCCUCGCUGCCCGUGGCUUCCGCGCCGUCGCCCCCGACCUCCGCGGCUUCGGCGACACCGACGCCCCGCCUGGCGUCUCCUCCUACUCCAUAUUCCACCUCGUCGGCGACCUCGUCGCCCUCAUCGAUUCCCUCGGCCAAGACCAGGUGUUUGUGGUGGGGCACGACUGGGGCGCGAUGGUGGCGUGGAGUUUGUGUAUGUUUCGGCCGGAGAAGGUGAGAGCUGUGGUGAAUUUGAGUGUGGCGUUCACGCCUCGGAACCCGGCCAGGAAGUCGGUGGAGUAUUUGAGGUCCCUCUAUGGAGACGACCACUACGUUUGCCGAUUCCAGGAACCUGGAGCAGCAGAAGCAGAAUUUGCGCGUCUUGGUACAGCAUUGGUUCUCGAAAAGUUUUACACAUAUCACUCUCCAGAUCCCCUUUUUAUCCCCAAGGAAGGAUGGGGUUCCCCUGACACUGAAAUCCCAUUGCCUUCUUGGCUCUCGAAAGAUGAUAUCAAAUAUUAUGCUAGCAAAUUUGAGAAGACUGGUUUUACAGGAGGACUGAACUAUUAUCGGUGUUUAGACUUAAAUUGGGAGCUUACAGCACCAUGGACUGGGGCACACAUAAAGGUACCAGCAAAGUUCAUUGUGGGAGAUGUAGACCUGACUUACCAUACACCUGGAAUCCAGGACUACAUACACAAGGUUGGUUUCAAGAGUUAUGUUCCAUUACUUGAGGAAGUAGUUGUAAUGAAAGGAGUAGGCCACUUCAUCAAUGAGGAAAAACCACAUGAAAUUACUGUGCAUAUUUACAACUUCAUCAAGAAAUUCUGAUUUGCAAUUAUAAUUCUUGUUAAGCUCAAUUCUGGUGCAGCCAUCUAUGUUGCAUAUAAAUAAAGCAAUUCUGUCAAACAGCUUAAUGGAAGCUGUUGUGCUUUUGUAUAUCUAUGUAACUUGUGUGCAUUUGUUUUGGUCUUUGGAGGAUUUCCUCCUGUUUAUCGCAACUGAUUGGUUAAAGAUGUAGCUGUGGUGUGAAUUGUUGGAACCGAUCAUUAAAUAUAGCUCGCAGCACAUGUUCCAUGAGUA